This is a messenger RNA of Mercenaria mercenaria, 10450 nucleotides long. RefSeq lists its product as uncharacterized. Lineage: Eukaryota; Metazoa; Mollusca; Bivalvia; Venerida; Veneridae. Gene Ontology annotation, biological process: regulation of apoptotic process. The coding region runs from base 1 to 1551 and encodes 516 amino acids. The record is from RefSeq and is a predicted model, not a curated record. The transcript is spliced from 5 exons.
AUGCUUGAAUCCCAUAUAGGUCCUGUUUAUGAUAUUUGUUCAGUUGAAUUUGUUCCUGGCUCAGUCUGGAGACCUUUAUCAAAGCUGGAUAAGAGGGAAUGUCUAGCAACUGCGUUGCAGUGGCAUAUAGAAGAGCUUGUGGAUGGCAUUGUGUUCAAAGACAGUGAACUACCAGACAGUCUUCUAGCAGAUGGAUGUCUUACUGAAGACGAAUGUGCAGAUGUGAGAAAACAGCUUGAUCGCAAAGACCAAGUACGUUUCCUUCUCAGUAUAAUAAAAGGGCGAGACUUUGAUGUUCUAAAGCGAUUUCUAAAGCAUCUGAAGUCUCACAAUCCAACUGUGGCUAAGAGUAUAGAUGAAACAUUCAAACAGAAUAAGAAACGCGGCAUGAAGAGUUCCAAAUGUGCCCUCUGCAAACUAUUUCAAGUGAAUAUAGAGUAUGUUGUUGAUAUUCUAUGGAAAAAUAAUCUCAUAGAUGACAGUUUAUAUAAUUUGAUCGUUCGAACAGAUAAACCAAAUGUGGAUCCGAGCUAUCUCUGGAAUUGUGUGAUAGAGUCUUUGAAUAAAUGUUGUGACAAAGAUUCAUCACACGUUCGUCGCAUAAUUGGAAAUGCAUUGACAAAGAAACAUCACUAUCAUCACAUAGCAAAAAGUAUUGAAUGGAUGAUAAAUACAGAUAGAGCCCUAAGGUGUCGUUGUUCGUUGCGACAUAAUUAUGACAAUACUUUUCUUUCAUUGGGGUCUCUUGUAUCGUCAAGGUCACCAAAAUCCUCGGAAUCUGAAUUACGUAGGUAUUCACAAAGUGACUUAAGUCUUUCUACCACCGCUGAGAUAGGAAGCUUUGAAGAAGCUCAAAGGGGAAGUACACCACAACCAUAUGAAGUAAAGGCAUGUGAAGAAAAGCAAAAUUGGCUGAUAUCUUCGAUUGAGGCUGUAUCUGCAGAAACACAUAAAAACCAAAAGACCCCUACAGAUACCACACAUGAAGACACAGUUGACAAUGGUCAAGAAACUCAAGAUGUUCUGACAUGUAAGACCGGACAGGAUAACACAGACACAAAAUAUCCUGCCGAAUCAUUGACAACAACGGAGUCACACGAAGACACCUAUCUUGGAAAUGUGCAUGGUAUGCAAAAUAGUAGUCAAAAAUAUACGCAUGAACAGGAAGAAAGUAUAAAAACAAAAUAUACUGCAGAACAAAAUCAGUCAUCACCGGUGAAAGGCUCUGUUAUUGCAAAUAAGCAAGUUAAGACAUCUAAGACUGACCAAGAGAAUACUGAAACAAAUUAUUUUGUUAAAAGAGAACCUCAUACAGGUAGAACGCAUGAAAAUAAUGUUCAUGGCAAUGGCCAGGAAACGCAAAAUGAUUUCACAUCUAAAAGUGAACCGGAGAGUACAGAAAUAAAAUGUCAUGAAAAAAAGAAAUCACUUACAUCGGCGAAACAGGACAACAUCAAUGACGAAAAUGAGCAAGAAACACAAAAUGGUAUUACAUCUAAGACUGAACAGGACAAUACAAAAAUAGAAUGUUUUGAAAAAACAGAAACCUGAAUCAACGAAGAACCGUGAAGAAAUGUCUGUUGAAAAUAUGAUAGAAACGCAAAGUGGUCCGACUUCUAACACUGAACAGAUAAAUAUUGAGAUAAAACAACCUUAUACACGGAAACCACCCACUCCUAUAGAGAGACUUACCGUAAAACAACUUGUGAGCAUGUAUAACAAAAUAUAAAUUGUUUAGAAACUGAGCAGUUUAAAUCAGUUACUAAAAGGGUUUAAAACACUUCUGAAAAACUUAUAUAAUGUUUUUAAGCUGUUUAAUGUGCUUUUAAUUUUAGAAAAAAUUGUUAUUUAUGUACUCAUUACAAUAAUAACUACAAUACAUUUUACUUUUCCUAGUAAGGCGGUGUAAACAAAAUCAACAAACAUUUUGGUGAAGGCUGCUUGUAUUAUAGUUUCAUAAUACGUACAGGGACGUAAAAAGUAUGGUUUUACUAUGCAUUAUUUAGCGACUUUUAGGUCUUCCCCUUUUUAAUUUUUAUAUGCUUUCAUACUAGUCUUACUUAUGUUUUGAGUCACUGUGGUACAUUUUUGCAAUGGAUUUUAUUCCGCAGAACAAACUAAGUCACACACAACGUCAUCAGCAGUUUAUAUCGAAUCUAUUGUCUGUCUCUUUCCGUUUGUUGAAUGGCAUUAAUGUCUGUUCCGUGUGAAUUUUCUCAGAUUUUCUCUAAAACAGGCAAAUUCUUAAAUUUACAUUACUUCAAUAAAUUACUUAAGCAGAAACUUCUUUAUCACACGUUAUAAAUUAUCUGAUAUUUUAUCUAAUUUUACAUAGAAAGUAAUUAUGCCAAUGCAGUCUAUUUUUUUACUAAUCAGCAGACACACAUAAAAGUCUCGCAAAUUCCUUAGAAAAAAAUGUUUGUUGAACCUAUUUUUAUAGGUUCUUAUAACUUAUUGGUCUGUGAUAUUCACGCAUAUUUGUGAAGUCGCAAAACCAUAUGACACUUCGUCAGAUCAGGAAUAUAACCAUUAUACACUUAUCUUACUCUGUUCUUUGUACUUAAUGUAACAUUUGUACAGAAAAAGGUGAAAUAUGACAUUUUAUAACAACCUUCAAUAAUUUUCCUAACCUGGCAUUAAUAAGUCAAGUAAGCAAAAUGUUGCACAUCAUGCAUUUACAGAUAAUCUCUGGCUGUUAAAUGACAUAAAAAGCAAUAACAUGGCUUGGUUACAUAUUCAAGCCUUCUAAUUGACUUACACAAUGUUUACGACAUCGGCUUUUCAAAUGAUGGAAGCUUGUGAAGCGUAAUCCUAAGUUAUUUGUAUAAUGUAAUAAUUUCAAUUUUCUCAUAUUUUAGAGUAAAAUAAAAAUUAUAUUUGGGGUCAAUGAGUCUGUUCUAUGUAUUUGUAGGGAUACCGCAUGUUUCUUAAUGUUAUAACACCUUCAAAAUACUGAGGGAUUGAUUGGUGUCCGAGCCCUGUAGGGCGAGAGUUCCAACGUUUCACCGAGAGAUUCUGAGAAUGUUAUAACACGAAGUGAACAUGCGUGCUGUCCUAGCAUUAAACGUAUAAAAAACUAAUACAUGAAUAUGUUGUCCCUCAAUGUCAUUAAAUUUCCCCGAAAUGCGCGAGAAUGAUUGCUUUGUUUUUUUUCACGCUGACAUCAUUUUCUCUUGAAUUAUCCGUUUUAGGGUCGUAAUACGUUUACGCAUUGCGACGGAACGCACAUAUGUAAAAAGGUCUUUUAACAGCACUUGAGCGCGAAAAACUCUUUGUUAACAUACGUCUUCUCUCAUGUUAAAACACGCACGAAAGUGACACGAACACGAGUUUUAUGAAUGUAUAAUAGAUUUUUGCUUAAGCCGGGGCAAAGCGAGAGGAGUGUUGUAUAGUCUGAAUCAAACAGAGUUAGCUCUUGUCUUCUUGAUUGCAAUCUAUGCAUCACAAGGAUCUUCUUAUAGAUAUUUGGAGUCUUUACCUGCACAGAAUAUUCAGCAAUGUACUAUUUUUAACAUGCGGACGAAAAAUAAGCUAUCACAGGUUUAUUUGGACUUACUGGAUUUCAUUCAAAGGAUUGAUUGUGCAGCAUUUUAAGUAGUAUAUAUUCUUUGCCUGACGAAUAACACUUUCAAGCAUAGGUUCCUUUGGUACCACUACCUCUUUUGAGAAGCCGUUUGUGCAUCUUGUAAAGUGGAGAUUUUCAUAUGUUGAGGAGAACCGUCCGAUACUGAUGUCUUUAGUGUUAUUUGAUGGUUAAGACCUGGGGACUGAGGAAUGUCGUCUUCAAGACAAUUGUCGACACAUGGGGGUAUUUUUUGAGAACAAUGGCAGAAAAAUAGAAAAGUAGAAAUUAAAUAUGUUUUGACUGGCGUUAGACGCCUUAUCUUAAUACUAAGAAAUGUUACAAAUAAUGCACUGUUAAUAUAGUUUUCGUUCAGUUUGCACAAUUAUGCAUUUCAAAUUAUUGGUAUGCAUACAUCCAUUGUUACUUUUCUCUGUAGUGAAGUUUAAAAUCUAUAUCUUUAUUAAUCGAUCCAAGGAUUUUCGUGAUUUUCGAUUUUUUUUAAAUUACACAUCUGUUGUAUAUAUAAACAUAACUGUGGUGUUCUGUCUUGUGUUAUUUUGUUUGUUCAUCGAUUGUUGAUUGAUUUAAAGAGCUAUUGGCUUCCCAAGUCUAUUUUUAGUAUUUAUUUGCCUACUUGGUAUUUACCAUUUGUUCAAUACAUAGAUACUUCUAACUUCCUUUCCUAAUAAUGUACGUGUUUUCAUACAAUUACGUUGUAAACAAACGAACUGGCUGGAAAGUAUGGAUAAUCCAAUUAUAUAUUUUAUAAGUACCUAUAUUUUAUUUUAUAAGAAAACGCUUUCAUGGCCUCUGAAAUUAAAUUCUUAGGUGACAUUUAAAUCAUCAUAAACGUUUCUAUAAAAGUACUGUUACCAGCAUAUUAGAUUUAAUUAAGAGUUAUACGGUGCGGAUUUUAUUUUAACAAACUGUUCUUGGAAAUUGCUAUUAGUGCUUAUUCAAAGUGUUUUGUGUGGAUUAAACUUGAAGGAACUUUAUUAAAGCUACAGCACAAGGAUCAGUGAAAAUCACUCAGUAGUCAGAUAUCAUUAUUCUUGAACUUUGGGUCAUGCAUUAAUUUUGCUUUUUAAAUAAAAUUACAUUGUAUUCUGUAAACUUCUUUAGAUGCAUUUGUAAUUGUUUAAAACUUGUUGCUGGCUUUUCGUUUUGAAGGAGUAGUAGUAGAAACGUCAUGUUUUUAAUAUAUCUUUAAUAAUUUUAAAUUUAUAAUAAAAUGUACGUUUUCCUGUGUAGAAUCCUGGUCAAUGAAAUGUUUCGAAACUGCGUAACUCAUUCAAGGGAAAAUGUUGCAUUUUAUGCUAAGAAAAUAUCCUGAGGUUGGUUUUUUCGAUCCAUUCACGAAUAAAUCCAAAAUUUGCGUUUAAAAUAUUGUGAUGUCCAAAACAGUUGAAAUUUACAAUAAAGAAUUCCCUAUCGGAUCGUCCUUUGAAGGUAUAUUAGAAAUUAAUGAAGAAAUAUUGAACAUUUCAUAAGGUGUCCAGAUUUCUUUACUAGUGAUGUAUGAUAAGAAUAGAUCUUAUUAUACUUUACGUGAAAUCUUGGAGGAAAUCAACGGGGAAAAAAAUGGUCAAUUUUUGCAAAAUAUCUCCGUAAGUUUAUAAGUAAUUGUUAUGUUUAUGUCAUUCCCCCUUUAGGCUUUACUUUAUUGAUGACCCUUUGUUUACUGACCUUGUCUUGAGACAUCAUGUAAAUAAGUUUUUUUAUAUUCUAUGGUGUUUCAGAAUGUUCUACCAAGAUACUGAUAAACAGGAUGUGACGAUUAUUUUCAAACUCUGUAUUGUGGAUUUAAAAAUAGUUUUGAAGAGAGGAUUUCUAUUCUUUGGACAUACUGAAUUCAGCUUGGAUUUGUGAAUAAUUUGGAGUUAUUACUGUUUGGAUUUAAAUUUGAAUAGGACAGGAAUUGGACUUUUCAUGCAUAUUAAAUUAGACUUUGCAGUUAGUUACAUUGAGAGAGAUCUUCAGCAAAGUUUGAUGAGAGGGAAUGUCUUGAAACGCGCUGCAAUGGCAUGUGGAAGAGCUCGUAGAUGGCAUUGUGUUCAAGGACAGCGAAUUACCAGACAAUCUUCUGGCAGAUGGUUGUCUUACAGAGGACGAAUGUGCGGGUGUAAGGAAAAGGCUUGAUCGCAAAGACCAAGUACGUGUCCUUCUCAGCAUUAUAAAAGGGAGAGAUUUUGAUGUUAUGAAUAGGUUUCUGAAGCACCUGAAAUCUCAGAAUGAAAAUGUUGCUAUGGCAAUAGCAGGUAAAUUCGAACAAAAUAAAAAAGAUGGAGUGAAAUGCAUUAAAUGCGUCCAUUGCAAACUACUUUCUCAGGUGAAUCUGAAGUAUAUCGUUGAUGAUUUGUGGAGAUUUAAUCUUAUAGACGACGGUUUAUUCAAUUUGAUCAUUGACACGGAUAGGCCAGCGGGUGCUCAGGUCGAUCUUUGGUAUGAGGUUGUCAAUUCUCUUAAUAGGAUAUGUGAACAAAGACCAUCAUAUGUCAGAGACAUUCUUGGAAAAGCUUUAACAAAGAAGCACCAUUACCAUCACUUGGAAAAAGGCGUUGCUUGGAUGAUCAGUAAUUAUGGAGGACUGUGAUGUGGUUGUGAAAGCCUGAAUAGUCUUUUUCAAACAAGAGAAUCUUUGUCGUUAAACUCAUCGUCCGUGUCCCCGAGAUCCUUGAGAUCUGAGUUUGCUGCAGAUACCCAAAGCGACAUCAGCUCCAUGAUGAACCAAACAGAGAUCGUAUCAGUACAUACAAUACGUAAGACGCCCGAAAAAGCCUUAGAGUUUACGAAAGAAAAGGGUCCCGUUCAAGUACAAAUGCAACACGAUGGCAUUAUGCCUGGACAAAGUGGCACCGGUAGGAAGGCACCGAGACCAAGCAAGCCAGAAUCUUCUCCAGUAAUCUACUUGAGACCUAGCACUGAGAGACAAAAUGUGCUCUUUAAAUACGAACUGGAAGCGUCAGAUGUAUAAAUAAAUCAUUUAGCAGUAGCAUAAACUAGUCUAGGCUCUAUAUAAAAAGAACAUACUAAUGAAAACUAGGCUAAUUAGGUGCUCUGUAGAAGUGUAAUGGAGCAUCUUUCUGUCAGUGCGUAACAAUUAUCAAAUUAGACUGAGAUAAUGCGGCAUUACAAUAAUUAGUUUAAUUUCGCAUUAAUCAGGAACAUUUCAAAGUUGCUUACCAACUUUUGCGUGGCUGAUUUUGUUACUGUCGGGUGAAUCACCGUGCAUGUACAUUUAAAGAACCAUACAUAUAAUAGAUAUCCUACUGAAACAUAUUAGUAUAUGGUAGGCAAAGACAAGAAACAUUUGGUGUAAAGCAACAAAAUAAGUAAUAAAUUCUUUUGAAGAAAUGAAAAGAAAUUACAAACAAACUUUUAUUUUCUGUACAUUUUAAUUAUUCCAUUGUUAUGCUAUCGACACACCGUUAACCCUUAAUGGAAUUGUUUUCAGGUUUGUAUUAUUUAAUUAUGUUUUGAAAUUUUAUAAACCUAUACAUUUUUGUAACGUUUUUCCCAUAAAUUUUUAAACAGACAAAACACAACCAAUUACAGAGACAAUUGUAGAGAUGGUACCUACCCAAGAAAAUCUAAGGGAACAACUCUGAAUUGACCAAUAAACUGAAGCCAACAUAAAACAUUGGUCAUAAAUGAAAGAAAAAUCAAAUAGGUCCUUUUAACAACAACUGAUCAGGAAGACAGAAUAUGAACUACAUUUGUUUCAAUCUCAUUGUAUUCAAUAUACAAUAUGCACUUUUCUCAUGGCUUACACUUACAGUUAUUUUAUAAGUUGUAGUAUUAGGCCCUGAUAGAAAGUUUUAUGGUGCAUGAAAAUAAAGUAAAAUAAUGCAUAAAUUCCAUUAAAGAAAUUUUACGACAUUAAGAAACGUUAUUAAGAAUUUGAUCUUUAAGCCAAAGUUAUGUAUUGUUCCCAAUGAUGAUACAUUUGCUUACUCAAAAUUUAUAUACUAAAUUUUAAAAACAUAAAAUGUAUAUGCCCAACAAUGAAAAAUUACAAAAAAGUUUAAUUGGUAUCACGUUUGUGUAACAACGUAGCCAGACUGGUUAUAUUCGACAUUUCAAUCGAUCAUUUUGGAAUUGUUUCUUAUGUUUUAGUCAUUUUGAAGAAUUUUCUCAUGCUUAUCAGGUGUACUUUGCUGCAAAUAAUGUAACACAAAAAGUCAUUAUCAUCAUAUGAAAUCACAACAUUUUAAGGUAGUGAUUGUAAGUACAUUUUAAGGCAGCGAUAGUUAAUGACUCUGCAAUGUAUUUUUAGCAAUUCAACAUUUUCUGGAUGAAACUCUCACGAUCAUUGUUUUCCAUGAAAAUCGAUUAAAUGCUGAAAAAGCAUAAUAUUAUGGAGAUUACUUUCAAAUUGAUGAUUUUCGUUACUGGUCAACUACCCUUAAAAAACUACAAGGUGUUUAUUUAUUCUUGUAAACAAGGUAAGCGGGUAACUUCAGAUAUCAGCAUUAAUUUACAACUAAAACUGCUUACACAACCUGAAAAAAAGAUUUUGUUAGGGCCUCUCAUUUAUAAUAUAUCAACAAUUAUCACCUGAAUUGAGUGCUUUCAUGAAUGAAAAAUAUUGAUGGCAAAAUGAUGUAGGGGUUUGUUUACAUUAUAAAAUCUUUAAUAUCUUCUUUCAGGUACAUUUUUGGUAUGGUUUUGGUAAGCUUAUAAUAAAGAGCAUGUCAUUCUCUUUAACUCAGAUUUUUUUCAUUAGUGUUAGACUCUUGGCUAGUCUUGGAUUUUGACUUUAUUAAGACAAAAGGAAGUUCAGUAUAGGCUCUUUCAAAGUGUUGAAAGUAGACUAAACUUAAACUCUAUUCUAUUGAAUUCAUGUAGAUUUAAUACAGACUAUAAUUGGGGAUGUCCUAAAACCAUUGAAAAACGGUCAAUACAAGAGUUGUCCAUUUUGCUUCAGAUAUUUUGAGAAAGCCAUUUUUUAAAUAUCAAAUAUUUCUAAAUAUCUUUAGUAAUUUGGUACACUUAGCUAUCACUUCACUCUGUAAAACAUAUGUAAAGAUGAGUUUGAAUUUUUAGGUACCAUUUCUAAUAAUUGUAUAUUAUUUUUUCUGCAUAUCCCUCGUUUGUAUAUUUCAAACUUUAGCAUAUUGAUAACUAGUAAAUAUUGUGCUGUCUUGGAUUUUUUAGUAGCAAAAAGCAAACCUUUGACGAUUUUAGAACCGUAUUGCAUCCGUUGUUUUGUACAUGCAUACUGUAGUCAUUGUCUGGUGAAGAUACUAUGUUAUUUGUCUAUGCUUAUUCUAAGGCACAUAUCGUUUACCGCCAGGUGUCACUAUAGUUUUCAAUCACACAGGCGCUGAUAUUUUAACAGUGCAAUAAAGCUUAAUAAAAAUGGGAUAUUCGUAGUCUCUCUGCGGCUGAUAGGUUUGAACUGUAUCAGUUUUUUAUAUUUUUGAUACUCACAAAUCAUAUAAAAUUUACUAUUAAUGAAUAAUUCAGUUGUUAAAUGUCUUGUUAUUUUCAUGUUAACUAACUUUUAUGUAAUUCUUUUAUUAUUUCUCAAAAAAACUUGCAUUUGUGUAAGACUUGUUUAUAUUAUAAUUACUUUUUUAGCUUGUGGUUGUAAAUAACGACAACAGUUGUCGCAUGGUACCUGCCAAGUACCAGUAUUGUAUCUUUUUUCAGAAUACGGUCAAGGGGAGAUCAGAAAUUGUGAAAUGAAUGAAAUCUGUUGGAAAAUGUUUUAUAUAUAACACAAGAAAGAAGGAAACUUAAUUCAUUACAAAUUGCUAUACCUAUUUCAUAAACCUGUAGAAUAAUCUAGCCGUUAGUUUUUAGGAUAUUACAGAUAUAUCAUGCUUAUUUUUAGUGCAAAAAAAACAUAUACAUGUAUUACUAUCCUGAACAAAAUAAAAAUAUUUUCUAUAGAGUACAGAUUCAGUCUGAUUUCUUUAACAAAAAAUAUCAAAGAACUUCACACCUAAGUCCUUUAGAUUUCCAUUCUGAUUUUACAAGCAUAUGCUCUGUGUAAGAUUUUCUUUGUGAUUUGCAAAUAACGACAACUGUUGUCACUAGUAGAUAUUCAUCACGUACUAUCACGUUAUAUGCAUCAACUUUCAAGUUUACAAUCAAAGGGAGAUAAAACAUGGUAAAAUAUAUAAAAAAUUUCGGAACUUAUACAAUGUACCUCAGAUUGAUCCUGUUUAUAUGCUUUACUUUACAUAAUCUGGUAAUUUGUCUCUAAUGUUAGAGCCUUUCUCCACGGGGAGUUAUUCUUAUUGCACUCUUUUUGUUUAACUUGUUGAAAGUGGGGUAAGUGCAAAGUUCUCAUGCCCCAAACGCAUUUCAACCUCAAGUUUCCUUUAUACCCCAGUCACACAUACGACGCAGAUAGCUACGUCUAGCCACGGAUAUAAACGUAGUAAUCCGUAUCUAUCCUUACCUAAGCCGUACCUCAAAGUAGUAAUCCGUAUCAAUUCGUACCAAUCCGUACGGCUCUGGUACGAAUCGAUACGGAUUACUACGUUUCUAUCCGUAGCCGUAUGUGUGACUGGGGUAUUAUAUAGGUUUACUGACCGUUCCAAGGCGGUGCUACUAUUUUCUACUUGCUUUUAUAUCGCAUUAUAUGCUAUGUAUAUUGUCUUGCAUGUUGGUGGUGUUUCUUUCCUUACUGAAUCAAUCCCGCAAUCACUUUGACGACCCCUCUCCUUUUUUACUAUGAAUGAAUGAAUGGGUUGGGUUUUACGGCGAAUCGACACAAAAAGGUCAUAUAUCGCCGAGAAAAAGUUAAAUGGAUUACGUUAAUUGCAAAGCAUAUAUAAAACUAUUAAAGUAAAAGUGUAUAUACAUAUAUAGUGUAAAAAAUCAAUUGCAAACAUUAAAAGGUAUAAAAGUUGUGAAUAAAAAUCAAAUAAG